GCCCGGAGACCGACGGGAACCAGCGCCCGGGGUCCGCGCCGCCCCCCGCCCCUCCCGAGCAGGCGCCCCAUGGCCCAGCCACGCUGAUUCCUCCCCCGGCCAUGCUCCCGCGGCCCCUGCGGCUGCUCUUGGACUCGGGCCCCCCCGGGGGAGUCGUGCUGAGCAGCUUCCGGAGCCGGGACCCCGAAGAAGAUGGGGUUCCUGGGGCCCAAGGCGUGGGCGGGGGGCAGGAGGAAGCGGAGGAGGAGGAGGAAGAGGUGAGGCGCGGUUGGCAGGAGGCCCCAGUGUCUGUCUGGGAUGAGGAAGAGGAAGAUUCCACCUUCACGGUCUCGAGCCGCCAAUACCGGCCUCUUGCACCCUUGGCCCCCACACCUCCCCCGCGUGCCUCCCGACGUCUCCGGGCCGGCACUCUGCAGGCCCUGGUCAGACAUCUGCUGGAUGCCCGGACUUCAGGGGCUGACGUGACCUUCACCCCGACCUUCCUGGCCACCCACCGGGCCUUCACCUCCACGCCUGCUCUGCUGGGGCUCAUAGCUGACAGGCUGGAAGCCCUUGAGUCUCAUCCUACCGAUGAACUCGAGAGGACAACAGGGGUAGCCAUCUCUGUCCUGUCAACCUGGCUGGCCUCUCACCCUGAGGAUUUUGGCUCUGAGGUCAAGGGUCAGCUUGACCGGCUUGAGAGCUUCUUCCUUCGGACCGGGUAUGCAGUAGGGGAGGGUGCUGGGGGGGGCAGCGCAGAACUCAUCCGCAAACUCCGGUCCCGGGUGGACCCCCAGGCCCCCGACCUUCCUAAGUCCCUGGCCCUCCCCGGCGACCCCCCUGCUGACCCCACGGAUGUCCUGGUGUUCCUCGCUGACCACUUGGCCGAACAGCUGACCCUGCUAGAUGCGGAGCUGUUCCUCAAAUUGGUCCCCUCUCAGUGCCUGGGAGGCCUGUGGGGUCACAGAGACCGGCCGGGACAUUCCCACCUCUGCCCAUCUGUCCGGGCCACUGUCACCCAGUUCAACAAGGUGGCAGGGGCAGUGGUCAGCUCUGUCCUGGGGGCCACCUCGGCCGGAGAGGGGCUUGAGGAGGUGACCGUACGGCCACUGCGCCCACCACAGAGGGCCCGGCUCCUGGAGAAGUGGAUCCGUGUGGCAGAGGAGUGCCGCCUCCUCCGAAACUUCUCUUCUGUUUACGCCGUUGUGUCGGCCCUGCAGUCCAGCCCUGUCCACAGGCUUCGGGCAGCCUGGGGGGAAGCAGCCAGGGACAGCCUGAGAGUCUUUUCCGGACUCUGUCACAUUUUCUCCGAAGAGGAUAAUUACUCCCAGAGCCGAGAACUGCUCCUUCAGGAGGGGAAGCUGCAGCCCCCUCUGGAGCCCAGCUCCAAGAAGUCCCCGAGGUCUGGCUCCCGGGGCGGGGGUGUCGUCCCAUACCUCGGAACCUUCCUGAAGGACCUGGUGAUGCUGGAUGCAGCCUCCAAGGACGAGCUGGAGAAUGGCUACAUCAAUUUCGACAAGCGCAGGAAGGAGUUCGCUGUCCUUUCUGAACUGCGGCGGCUGCAGACCAAGUGCCAAGCCUAUGCCCUCCGGCCGGACCCCGACAUCCAGCAGUGGCUGCGGAGGCUGCGGCCCCUGACGGAGGCCCAGAGCCACCGGGUGUCCUGUGAGGUGGAGCCUCCGGGGACCAGUGACCCGCCUGCCCCACGGGUGCUUCGGCCAACACUGGUCAUCUCGCAGUGGACAGAGGUCCUGGGCUCUGUUGGGGUCCCCACCCCCAUGGCAUCCUGGGACCGGCGGCCCAGUGCUGGGGGAGAUGAAGCACCAGGAGCCCCUGCUCCUCUGCUGACCCGGCUAGCCCAGCACGUGAAGUGGCCAUCGGUCUCCUCUCUGGACUCUGCCCUGGAAAACACUGCCUCCCUGCACAGUCCCGCCGACCCCAGCCACCUCUCUCCUCCAGCCUCCUCUCCGCGGCCUCCCCGAGGUCACCGCCGAUCUGCCUCCUGUGGCACCCCCCUCGGUGGAGGAGAAGGGACCCCCAGGGGCACUGGCUCUGGAGGAGGGGGGGCUGGGCCAGGGGCCUCCGACUGCCGAAUCGUCCGCGUCCAGAUGGAGCUGGGGGCAGACGGCAGUGUCUACAAGAGCAUCCUGGUGACCAGCCAGGACAAGGCCCCAAGUGUCAUUAGCCGUGUCCUGAAGAAAAACAAUCGUGAUUCUGCAGUGGCUUCAGAGUAUGAGCUGGUGCAGCUGCUGCCCGGGGAGCGAGAGCUGACCAUCCCACCCUCGGCUAACGUCUUCUAUGCCAUGGACGGAGCAUCACACGAUUUUCUUCUGCGUCGGCGACGGAGGCCCUCAGCUGCCACAGUGGGUGCCGCCAGCGGCCCCUCUGCCUCAGGAACACCCCCAAGUGAGCGGGGAGGGGGCUCUUUCCCCAGGAUCAAGGCCACGGGGAGGAAGAUUGCCCGGGCACUGUUCUGAAGAGGAAGCCCUAUCAGUUCACAGGAGACAGGGUGGUCAUACCGGAUGCGGGAGCCAGGGAACCUGGCAGUCACUUGCAUUGGGACAGAAAUCCUAAAAGGUGGCCAGCUACCCUGGAGCCGUGAAGUGUCACUGGUUUACCAGAGGAGCCAUGAGCUGGAGCGCUGUGGAAAUGAGCAAUCUUGGUAACCAAGUUGGAUGCCUACGGCCCCACACCAUCCGUGAAGCUGAUGCUGGCCAAAAGGGUCAGUCCUGAUUCCUGACCACAGCCUGGCAUGCCAAAGGCCAAGGAGAGGCCUGGAGGCUCUGAGCCCCAGGGGGGCGUCAGUGGCAAGGCGGGUUUUUCCCUGACACUGAGGGUUUUGUCACUCUGACUACACUAAGAUAAUAAAUCGAGACACUA
Messenger RNA from Echinops telfairi (small Madagascar hedgehog), 2859 nucleotides. It is a transcript of the gene RGL2, whose product is annotated as ral guanine nucleotide dissociation stimulator like 2. The coding region runs from base 102 to 2456 and encodes 784 amino acids. The transcript is spliced from 18 exons. Gene Ontology annotation, molecular function: guanyl-nucleotide exchange factor activity. Gene Ontology annotation, biological process: Ras protein signal transduction; positive regulation of GTPase activity. The record is from RefSeq and is a predicted model, not a curated record. Lineage: Eukaryota; Metazoa; Chordata; Mammalia; Afrosoricida; Tenrecidae. Gene Ontology annotation, cellular component: plasma membrane.